AUGGAUAUCGUCAUUCGGCGCUCGAACGAGCGCCCUCAGGGGCGUUAUCGGAGCCAGUAUAAUCGAUUCGAUUCCAUCCCACUCGAGAAGCGUCACUACGGCAGGGCAAAAGUAAACUGUUGCCUGGAAGGGGGGACGGUUCAAUGGGGAUCGCUCCAAGACAGGGACAUUGUCAUCAUGCAUAUGCGUACCGACCUCACCCAGGAAAAACAUUAUCGAUUUGAGCGUUGUGUUGUUCAGCUUUCAUUCAGUCGGGACGAUCCGACUGUUCCCGAUAUACCUCGAUUACUCGAUCCUCUAGCUCCGGUGCAUUUGAAGGGCCCGGAUAAUGUGCAGCACCGUUCAAACGAGGCCUCUGCUAGCGUGGAUCUCGGGGCAGGUCCGACCACCGCCGGACUAAGUGUGGGUAGGAGUUCGGAGUAUGAGAUCAAAGAAUCGUGGAAGUAUAUCAGCUACCUGGAGCCAGGGGAAGACGGUGAUUACCAGGACUAUUUCACACGGGCGAGUUGGUCUUGGGAAAAUGAAGGUCGCUCUCGAAACGACGACCUGAGUAAACUAUACUCCGGCCUGGUUUUACAUCAUUUCUCCCAUCCGUUUCGGGUCUCUUGCUCUAUCAAGGCCAAGAUGUCCAACAAUCUAUAUAAGUUCAAGAGAUUCAAAAGUCAUCGACAAACACCCAAAAUCACCGUGAUAGAGAGACCGAACGGUUUACCUCGGACAGACCUUACGGCUACAGUCGAUAGGUUGGAGCGUGAUAUCAAAGAAAAGAUUUGGGGAGCAAUGGCGAGUAAGUUAUCCACGCGUUGA
Molecule: messenger RNA, 807 nt
Organism: Aspergillus affinis
Lineage: Eukaryota; Fungi; Ascomycota; Eurotiomycetes; Eurotiales; Aspergillaceae
Exons: 1
Coding region: 1-807 (268 amino acids)
Source: RefSeq, a predicted model, not a curated record